AAGAACAAAAUCACAGUAUAAAGGCAGCCUAUAAGGACAAGAUCUUCCUCUGAACUGUGGGAUUGGCACACCUAUAGAAGCUGAAACUAUUAUAGUGUUGUCGUCAUAUCAAACAAGAAGCUGCGUGUGAGCAAGAGCUACUGAGAACAUAAAGGGUAGACUGCCUGGCCUCCAACUCCUCCAUCCAAGGCUCCAAGUUACUUCGGUGUCUCCUGGUUUCUUGCUUUGCUGUAGAUCUCUGAAUCCUGAUAGAAGCCAGCAGGCCGGUCGCUACUUGCUAGUCAAUCCUGAAGAAGCACAAGGAUUUGCGUUGUUCUUGGUGCCUCACGGGAUGGGAGAGACUAGUAGUAGUACUAGCCAUUCAAGGCAGGAUCCUUCUCUUCUUGGCUAUGGCUUCCAAGGUGCCAUCGCCAACUCUACUCCUGCAAACUUCUUUGACCAAGGAGGAGGUACCUAUUUUGGAGAGCUUGAAGAGGCUCUCAUGCAUCAAGUUGCCCCCCUCAGAAGAACUCAACAGGCUGCAACCACCUCCACAGCUCAUCAUGGAGACACCAAGCCCUUUCCCACUGCUGCUGCUACAGCUGCAACGGCUACAGCUAGGCCACCUCCUACACUGGACAUCUUCCCAGCUUGGCCUAUGAGGUCUGCUCACACACCCAAGGGCUCCAAUUUGAUGGCAGACAGCACAGACGACUCGGAGAGCAGCAGAAGGAACAACAGCAACCACUCAGACCAGUUCGGAGUAGCAGCAAACAUGGCAAGCCAGUUUGAUCAAGUUUCACAGCAGCAGAUUCAGCACAAGAACAUGUCUACAAGUUCCACUCCAAAGACUGGCAAGACUCUUGAUCCAAAGACAAUAAGAAGGCUUGCUCAGAAUCGCGAAGCUGCACGCAAAAGCCGGCUGCGAAAGAAGGCUUAUAUUCAGCAGCUUGAGAGCAGCAAGCUGAAGCUUGCUCAGAUGGAACAGGACAUGCAGCGAGCCCGUUCCCAGGGCCUCUUUCUUGGUGGAGCCCCAGGUGCAAACACCAGCUCAGGUGCCGGGAUGUUCGACGUGGAGUACGCGCGGUGGCUCGACGAAAAUGGCCGGCGCAUGGCCGAGCUGCACGGAGCUCUGCACGCGCACUUGCCAGAUGGAGACCUCAGAGCCAUCGUCGACGACACCCUGACCCACCAUGACGAGCUCUUCCAGCUCAAGGCCGUGGCAGCCAAGUCCGACGUGUUCCACAUCAUCACGGGGGUGUGGACGACCCCUGCUGAGCGUUGCUUUCUUUGGAUGGGUGGAUUCAGGCCCUCUGAUCUGCUCAAGACACUGUUACCCCAGCUAGAUCCCCUGACUGAGCAGCAACUGGUAGGCAUAUGCAAACUUCAGCAAUCAUCACAGCAGGCAGAGGAAGCUCUUUCCCAGGGCCUGGAGCAGCUGCAUCAGUCACUAGCUGACACCAUGGCCGGUGGAUCUCUGAUUGACGACGCUAACAUGAGCUUCAUGGGCCAAAUGGCCGCUGCCCUCGGCAAGCUGGCAAACCUUGAAGGGUUUGUGAUACAGGCUGAUAACUUGAGGCAGCAGACCCUUCAUCAGAUGCACCGGAUUCUGACAGUUCGGCAAGCAGCUAGAUGUUUCUUGGCCAUUGGCGAGUAUCACAACCGUCUUCGUGCCCUAAGCUCCCUCUGGGCUUCUCGACCUCGAGAAAUACUGGUGGCAGAUGAAGGCAAUUGUGGAGAGAUAAGCAUUGCAGCACAACCAUCCCAAAGUCAAUUUUCAGCCUUCUGAUCAGACAUGCUGCAGAACUAACCUUCAGCUUAGGAGCAAGAGCAAAAAAGAUUGGGAAGAGAAGUUUUGGAUGCCAGCAGAUAUCUGAGCGCCACUGAAGAUAAUUGGUAAUGAGGUUUCAGAACAGGGACUGUUACUGGAGUUUUCUUUUUGGGGGAAUCAGUGUUUCUGAGAAUGUGCAGGAACUUGUCCAGUAGAGUUUGUUCUUUUGGUUCUGUCCAGUCUGAAUUCUCAAAACAGCUCUUCCUAGAUAAUGAAAGAAUUCACUCUGCAAUUACUACAGGCAAUCACUGGUUACUGCCUUACUGCAGAACUAAAUACCUUGUGCCACCAGCAGACUAUUUGAAUUGGAUGGUUCAGGUUGAGCUUCCUAGUAA
Messenger RNA from Panicum virgatum (switchgrass), 2145 nucleotides. RefSeq names its product transcription factor TGAL4-like. Lineage: Eukaryota; Viridiplantae; Streptophyta; Magnoliopsida; Poales; Poaceae. The transcript is spliced from 13 exons. The coding region runs from base 332 to 1768 and encodes 478 amino acids. Gene Ontology annotation, molecular function: DNA-binding transcription factor activity; sequence-specific DNA binding. The record is from RefSeq and is a predicted model, not a curated record. Gene Ontology annotation, biological process: DNA-templated transcription; regulation of DNA-templated transcription.